Molecule: messenger RNA, 649 nt
Organism: Pezoporus occidentalis (night parrot)
Lineage: Eukaryota; Metazoa; Chordata; Aves; Psittaciformes; Psittacidae
Product: cleavage and polyadenylation specificity factor subunit 1-like
Exons: 4
Cellular component (GO): mRNA cleavage and polyadenylation specificity factor complex; nucleus
Molecular function (GO): protein binding
Source: RefSeq, a predicted model, not a curated record
CCCAGGUCCCCCACAACAUCAACUUCCGGGAGCGGAAGCCGAAGCCCUCCAAGAAGAAGCCGGAGGCUCCUGGGGUUCCCGAGGAGCCGGGGGGCCCCCGCGCGCGCGUCGCUCGCUUCCGUUACUUCGAGGACAUCUACGGCUACUCCGGGGUGUUCAUCUGCGGGCCGUGCCCCCAUUGGCUGCUGGUGACGAGCCGGGGGGCGCUGCGCCUGCACCCCAUGACCAUCGAUGGCGCCGUCGAGUCCUUCGCCCCCUUCCACAACGUCAACUGCCCCAAGGGCUUCCUCUACUUCAACCGGCAGGGCGAGCUCCGCAUCAGCGUCCUCCCCGCGUGCCUCUCGUACGACGCGCCCUGGCCCGUGCGCAAGAUCCCCCUGCGCUGCACCGCGCACUACGUGGCCUAUCACGUGGAGUCCAAGGUGUACGCGGUGGCCACGAGCGUCAUCAACCCCUGCACCCGCAUCCCGCGCAUGACGGGGGAGGAGAAGGAGUUCGAGAGCAUCGAGCGUGGUGGGGACCCCCCCUUGGACCCCCCCCUUUGGGACCCCCCCCCCUUUGGGAUCCCCCCUUGGACCCCCCCUUUGGGACCCCCCCCCAGGACCCCCCUUUGGACCCCCCCCAGACCCCCCCUUUGGAACCCCCCCUU